This is a messenger RNA of Symbiodinium natans, 618 nucleotides long. The record is from the annotation of a GenBank genome assembly. NCBI's taxonomy places the organism in Eukaryota, Dinophyceae, Suessiales, Symbiodiniaceae.
AUGGGAUCUCUUGUCAGCCUCGGUUGUGUUGCCGUCGCCCGCCCCUUGACUCUUGUGCGCGAGAACUCCAUGCUGCUCUGGGACCCCACCAACCAGCACUAUGCCGCCACCGCGUGCCCAGCUGGUUUGCGAGACAGAAACCCGCAGAGCUUGCACGGCCUCACGGGCACCAAGACAGCCUUUCGCAAGGCCUGGACAAAGUACUAUGGGGAACUGACGGCCUACGGGGAGAGCCUCUGGGCGUGUUGCCGACUACAGGAGACGAUCAAACAACUCCACCCAGGCUGGGCCUCCUGGACGAGCCUCCACUUGCUCCGCAUGAGCGGAGCGAGUGGUGACCUUCUAUGGAAGGUCGGGUUCACGUUCGGUUCCAACCUCUCCGAGACCGUGAGCCGGUACUAUCGCACCUACACGAAGCCUCACAACGUCAUGUUGGUGGGCACUGAGGUUGUGUAUUGCCUGGAAUCCCAUUGGAGAGCCCAGAGCCUUGAGCGACGCCUGCAUCACUUGAUGCGGCUUCACUGGCCACACUUGAAUGUGGCUUUUGGUAAGAACAGUGUAUCAUGCAGAUGCACGAGAGAUCUUAGGAAAGUUGCUGGCCGAAGGCAUUGCGUAUGA